AGCUCUUCUGACCAGUUAUGGUUUGCUCCCUGCAAUGCCCAAACUGACCCCAAAUGCCUUUCCCUAGAUUGAUGUCCCCAACAUGGGAGAGUCAAUGGAGUUCUACUUGGAGAUUGACCCCGUCACCUUGAACCUGAUCAUCCUGGUCGCAAGCUACGUCAUCUUGCUCCUGGUGUUUCUCAUCUCUUGUGUGCUGUAUGACUGCCGUGGCAAAGACCCCAGUAAGGAAUAUGCUCCUGAGUCUACCCUGGAGGCUCAGCCCUCCAUACACCUGGUGGUGAUGCAGCAAAGUGCCCCAGAAGCCCACUGGGCAAGGGCACCCAGCCUUCAAUUUAAAAAUCCUGUUCCUCUGGGGAAGAAAAGCACUGUGGUGUGAGUCCGGACAGGAGCUCUGGGGAGAGACUGUCAGGCUUUUACUGAAGAAUAAACUGCCCUGCUGUGGCUCCCACUCUCCCAACACACAGGUCCUUUUGGCUAAGAAAUCUGGAGCUCUGUCUUCCUUUCUGCUUUCUGGUCACUCAUCAUG
Messenger RNA from Cavia porcellus (domestic guinea pig), 526 nucleotides. RefSeq names its product small integral membrane protein 36 (gene Smim36). Bases 83 to 376 code for a protein of 97 amino acids. The transcript has a single exon. NCBI's taxonomy places the organism in Eukaryota, Metazoa, Chordata, Mammalia, Rodentia, Caviidae. The record is from RefSeq and is a predicted model, not a curated record.